Penicillium macrosclerotiorum is the source of this 1806-nucleotide messenger RNA. Its product is annotated as aconitase family protein. The coding region runs from base 1 to 1806 and encodes 601 amino acids. NCBI's taxonomy places the organism in Eukaryota, Fungi, Ascomycota, Eurotiomycetes, Eurotiales, Aspergillaceae. The record is from RefSeq and is a predicted model, not a curated record. The transcript has a single exon.
AUGGCGAUCACCGAUUUUGGCAAAGAAAUUUCCCUUCAUGGCACACCAUAUGUUCGGGGAGAGGCUUCGGGCAAGCUCAUUGCAAGCGACAUGGAGCUGAGCUUCUGGGGUGGUGUCAGUCCUCGAACCAGCGAAAUUAUUGACCGCCACCACCCGUUGAACGGAGAACGUCUUGAAGGGUCUAUACUGGCUAUCCCAGGUGGACGUGGCUCAUGUACCGGGAGCACAGUCAUCCUCGAGCUAAUUCUUUGCGAUAAAGCACCCAAAGCCCUGGUGUUUGAGCGGAGAGAAGACAUUUUAACUCUCGGAGUAAUCGUUGCCGAAGAGAUCUUUGGAAAAGCCAUACCCGUGGUGACACUUGACCCAAACGACUUCCGGGAACUUUUAAAGAGGAACGGUCGCCUUAUUCAUGUCGCCAAUGGUCAAGUGUCAACGAAGCCGCUCCUUAAUGCGAUGACCAAAGCCCUGCUAGGUUCUCACGAAACUGAGCCAACAGUUUCCUUAAACGACAUGAAUCUCAUAGAAUUAGACAAGGCUCUUCUUAAAGGUGCAUAUGGAGACGCUUCCCGUGCCGCAAUGAGAAUAGUGCUAAGAUUAGCAAAUAUUCUCGGGGCCACAGAGUUGAUGGAUGUGACACAAGUCCAUGUAGAUGGGUGCGGCUAUACCGGGCCAGGCUCUCUCGCCUUCGCAGAAAAUCUGCGGGAUCGUGGGGGCAAGGUUCGAGUACCAACAUCACUGAAUUCUAUCUCUAUUGACAAAAAUCUUCGCCAAGUCCAAGGUGCCAGUCAAGAGUUCAGUAUUGCAGCCGGAAAGCUAGCAGAUGCCUACAUCGAUAUGGGGGCGCGACCAACUUUUACCUGCGCACCAUACCAACUCGAUACCGCACCGAAGCUGGGAGAUCAAAUCGCCUGGGCUGAGUCUAAUGCGGUCGUUUAUGCGAAUAGUGUGCUCGGAGCUCGAACAAUGAAAUAUCCUGACUUCCUUGACAUCUCAAUUGCAUUAACUGGUCGUGCACCCAAUGGAGGACCGCAUGUUCAAAUCAACAGACUAGCCUCGAUCAUUGUGAGGGCUCCCGAGAUUGAGAAAGCGAACGUGGAUGAUUCUUUCUAUCCACUCUUGGGGUAUCAAGUAGGCAAUCUGGCAACAAGCCAGAUUCCUGUAGUGGUGGGGCUGGAAUCUUUGCGUCCGACGUUCGAUAACCUGAAAGCUUUCGGAGCAGCUUUUGCCACGGUAUCCAGUGCUCCAAUGUUUCAUAUGGUUGGAGUGACGCCUGAGGCACCAACCCUCGAGGCUGCACUGAGCAAAGGAACGGAUGUACGUUCUGUCGACGUACACCUGGGUGAUUUGAUAGAAAGUUGGGACUCACUAAAUAGUGCAUCGAACAAACAGCCAAUUGACUUGGUGUCUUUGGGAAAUCCGCACUUCUCACUAGCUGAAAUCACAAAGCUUGCCAGCCUCUGCAAAGGCCGCACCAAGGACAAAAAUGUCGCCAUUAUGGUGACAUGCGGCCGUGUGACUUAUACUUCAGCUUGCAAAACUGGCUUGACAGAUGAGUUAGAAGCAUUUGGAGUUCAGUUCAUCACCGAUACCUGUUGGUGUAUGAUCACCGAACCAACCAUUCCUGAAUCUCAAAAUGCCAUCAUAACUAACUCGGCGAAAUAUGCACAUUACGGCCCAGGUCUCACUGGAAAGAGCUUUUACUUCGGAAGUCUUGCUAGAUGUGUUGAAGCUGCGUGUGGAAGUGACUAUCUGGAAAGGAGGCCGCAGUUGUUCGACUCUAGGUUACAGUAUUUUACGAGGAAAUAG